This is a messenger RNA of Aspergillus steynii IBT 23096, 3165 nucleotides long. RefSeq names its product putative SNF2 family helicase/ATPase PasG. Gene Ontology annotation, molecular function: ATP binding; ATP-dependent chromatin remodeler activity; chromatin binding. The record is from RefSeq and is a predicted model, not a curated record. The coding region runs from base 201 to 2846 and encodes 881 amino acids. The transcript has 4 exons. Gene Ontology annotation, cellular component: nucleus; pericentric heterochromatin. Gene Ontology annotation, biological process: pericentric heterochromatin formation; DNA methylation-dependent constitutive heterochromatin formation; negative regulation of gene expression via chromosomal CpG island methylation. NCBI's taxonomy places the organism in Eukaryota, Fungi, Ascomycota, Eurotiomycetes, Eurotiales, Aspergillaceae.
UGGCGUCAUUCACAGGCUCUUUGUUCCCGGCAUUGCAGCUCUUUUUAUAUAUAGGGACUUUCCCGGAGUGAAUCUUUCUGUGUUCAAGUGGUGAACGACCCACGCCACCAAGGGACUUCGCUGCCCUUCUCCUAACCCACUGACCCCUGCACUGCUAUGGGGAUCUUUUAGCUUUACUAUCCUAUCUGACUACCGAAACCAUGUCCAACCCCGACACCCCGAUUACCCUGGCGGAAUCGCAGGGCGAAAGUGCCCUGCGCCAGGACUCCACGCAACCAUCCUCCCCGGCCACUGACGCCGGCGAUCGGUACACCAAGCCCCCAUCGGACGAAAAGAUGAACGGACCGGAAGAGACCGAGGAGAUGGACAGCGGGUCGAAAGCGCUCAUGACGCUUUUGAAAUCGAGUGAAGUGUUUGUAGCUAUCAUGGCAGAUCGGAUGAAGGAACAGCAGGAAGAAGCGAGACAAGAAGCGGCGAAGCAGCAGAAGCAGCAGACUUCGGAGACGAAGAAGAAGCCCGUUGCUUCUAAGGAACCGGCCCCGAAGCGCGAGACCCGCACGAGUGCGCGACGCAGUACAGCGAGUGAACAGGCCUCCGCCGAGAAGACAGAACCUGACGACCAAGCGGAGCAAAAGCCGAAACGAGGCCGAGGCAGGAAGCCUGUGCCUGCAAAGGGCAAUGCGAUCUCGAACUACUUCAAGAAAGCGGAUGUGAAGGUUUCGGAGGACAACCCGACGGUCAAGGAGGCUUUGGAACAUGCUGCGGAUGAGUAUGAGGCGAACCCUACGGCGUUGGGUGGACAGGAGCUUGUUGCCACGCAGCAGCCGGACUUGGUCACUGGGGGAAAGAUGAGACAAUAUCAAUUGGAAGGGCUGGAAUGGCUCAAGUCGCUUUGGAUGAAUGGCUUGUGCGGAAUUCUGGCGGACGAGAUGGGUCUUGGUAAAACCGUCCAGGCUAUCUCUUUGAUUGCCUUUUUCAAGGAGAAGAAGAUCUCGGGCCCCUUCUUGAUAGCCGCGCCUCUAAGUACCGUGAGCAAUUGGGUAGACGAAUUCGCAAGAUGGACUCCGGAUAUCAAGACCGUGUUGUACCACGGCAGCAAAGAUGAGCGUGCAGAGAUCCGGAGGGAGUUUAUGAACCCGAAGAAUCAGAGAGACAUGGAUUUUCCGGUGGUCUGUACCUCCUAUGAAAUAUCCAUGAAUGAUCGGAAGUUCCUUUCGCAAUACCAAUGGCGUUACAUAAUUGUGGAUGAGGGACAUCGUCUGAAGAACAUGAACUGCCGGCUUAUCAAAGAGCUGCUCACCUACAAUUCCGCCAACAGACUACUUAUCACGGGCACGCCGCUACAGAACAAUAUAACCGAGCUAUGGUCGCUACUGCAUUUCUUGCUGCCAGAGAUCUUCAAUGAUCUGAACAGUUUCCAAAGCUGGUUUGACUUCUCCUCAAUGCUGGACAAUAAUGGUCAGACCGAUGUCAUCGAGCGUCGAAAGCGAAGCCUGGUCUCCACGAUGCACUCCAUCUUGAAGCCUUUCCUACUGAGACGCGUGAAAACCGAUGUGGAAACCUCUCUGCCCAAGAAACGCGAAUAUAUUCUUUACGCGCCUCUAACGGCUGAACAGAAAGAUUUAUACCGGGAAAUUUUGAAUGGGACGGGGCGUCAAUACCUCGAAGAUAAAGCUCGGGAGAGGCUAUUCGCUCGCAAUGAGAGGCUGUCGCGCUCAGGAAGCGUGAAACGAAGCGCUGAUAGCAGCGGAUACACCACUCCCAAUAAAAGUCUCAAGUCGAGUCGUGGUUCGACGCCCGCCAGUGCCUCCGGAUCUACUCGCAGAAACCGAGGGCCGCAGACUUACAAGGAACUAAGUGACCGUGAAUUCAAUGCGAAGCUUCGAAGGCUCGAGCAAGGCAUUGAGGAUGAUUUGGACAUUGAAGGCCCUGGCGAAAGCGAGGAAGAAGAGAUCGAACGGGCGAAGACGAUCAAGCUCGCAAAGAAAGAGAUCGCCCAGAAGAAGAUGCAAAACCCCGUCAUGCAAGCCCGUCUAGCAUGUAACUCCCCACACAACUUCUACUGGCCCUGGGAAGACGGUCCCAUCGACAAAUCGCUCGUUACUGCCUCGGGGAAAAUGCUUCUCCUCGACCGCCUGGUCCCCUGUCUUCUCAAAAAGGGCCACAAAAUUCUCAUCUUCUCCCAAUUCAAAACCCAACUCGACCUCCUUCAGGACUGGGCCACGCAGCUCCGCUCCUGGCACUGCUGUCGCAUCGACGGCGCGAUCAGCCAGGCCGACCGCCAGGCCCAGAUCAAAGCCUUCAACACCGAUCCUCGAUACAAGCUCUUUCUUCUCAGCACGCGUGCCGGCGGCCAAGGCAUCAACCUGACGGCCGCAGACACGGUCAUCCUAUACGAUUCCGACUGGAACCCGCAGCAGGAUCUCCAGGCCCAGGAUCGAGCCCAUCGCAUCGGACAGACCAAACCCGUGAUCGUCUACCGGCUCGCCACAAAGGGCACCGUCGAGCAGACGCUCCUCGAGAAAGCCGACUCGAAGCGCCGUCUAGAGCGACUCGUCAUCCAGAAGGGGAAGUUCAAGAACCUUCUCGACACCGGCGCCGGCAUGAACCAGAACGACGUCGACGAUCUCCGAAAAGCCCUCGGGGAGGAUGAAUACGAGCUCUUUGAAGCGGGCGCCGAUCCCUCGGGCCUCCUGUCCCAGAAGGACCUGGACAUUUUGACGGAUCGCAGCGAGGAGGCCUAUGCGCGUGCUGAGAAGGGUCUGGACCAGAGCGGACCGGCGUUCUUGGCCGUGGAGACGAAACGAGACGGAGGUGGUCUGAUGGCUCAGAUCGCCGGGAAAUAAACGGAGUUUAUUCUCUUUCUGUUGCCAUUGUACCAAUAGACCAUCCCACCCCCUUUGCAUUAAUUGAUAUGGAAACUCCGUUCGUUGGAGGGAGUCGGUUGGUGCCGGCGUUGAGGUACUGCUAUACGCAUUGGACUUUUGAGCCUGCUGGAGAAGACACAAGUUGGUUCAUGUUUUUCUGGGGGAAAAUUAUGCACUGUACAUUAGAUGUGAUAUGUAGUACAACAGGAGCAUGUGGGGGUGGAUCCUCUAAUCAAUUUAAAUCAUUCCAAGACAAAAAAAGAAAAGAACGAAAGAAAGAAAACAUGAAAACAUCCAU